Messenger RNA from Rhodamnia argentea, 1067 nucleotides. Its product is annotated as GTP-binding protein SAR1A-like. The record is from RefSeq and is a predicted model, not a curated record. NCBI's taxonomy places the organism in Eukaryota, Viridiplantae, Streptophyta, Magnoliopsida, Myrtales, Myrtaceae. The transcript has 3 exons. The coding region runs from base 170 to 751 and encodes 193 amino acids. Gene Ontology annotation, cellular component: COPII vesicle coat; endoplasmic reticulum exit site. Gene Ontology annotation, biological process: intracellular protein transport; endoplasmic reticulum to Golgi vesicle-mediated transport; vesicle organization. Gene Ontology annotation, molecular function: GTP binding; GTPase activity.
GCUCCGCUGCCUCCGCAUGAUCUCGUGCUUCGCGGAACGGACUAUUUUAGAUCUUUAGCUGGAUCUAGUCUCCUCUUCUCGUCUCGCCCUCGUCCGAUUCUUUCAACGACGCCAUUCAACAGAACUUCAACACUCCGAGUAGGGGGAAUCUACGAGAAAGACGACGGCGAUGUUCCUGUUCGACUGGUUCUACGGAGUCCUCGCGUCGCUGGGUCUAUGGCAAAAGGAGGCCAAGAUCCUCUUCCUGGGCCUCGACAACGCCGGCAAGACCACGCUGCUUCACAUGUUGAAAGAUGAGAGAUUGGUGCAGCACCAGCCGACGCAGCAUCCGACAUCGGAGGAGCUGAGUAUUGGGAUGAUCAAGUUCAAGGCUUUUGACUUGGGUGGUCACCAAAUUGCUCGGAGAGUAUGGAAAGAUUACUAUGCCAAGGUUGAUGCUGUGGUGUAUCUGGUGGAUGCCUAUGACAAGGAGAGGUUUGCUGAGUCAAGGAGGGAGCUGGAUGCACUCCUUUCUGAUGAAGCCCUGGCUAAUGUUCCAUUUCUCGUGCUAGGGAAUAAGAUUGACAUCCCUUAUGCAGCCUCAGAAGACGAGUUAUGCUAUCAUUUGGGUUUGACCAACUUCACAACCGGCAAGGGGAAGGUUAAUCUCACAGAUGGCAACAUUCGACCCAUCGAGGUUUUUAUGUGUAGCAUUGUCCGUAAGAUGGGGUACGGCGAUGGAUUUAAGUGGCUUUCACAAUAUAUAAAGUAGGCAGUUUUCAUUUUUCAUUUGGGCAGUAGAGGAGCUCUCAGCGUAUGACUUUUUCCACCACGCUGCACUUAGAAGCUACAGUCAAAGUAGAAAAGGUAUUUUUGGUAUUCUUUUUAAAUGAGUUAAAGAUAAACAGGGGUGGCAAGUCCAAAUGAUACAUGGAUUGGCUUAACAUUUUGGAAUUGUGAGAUUUUCAGUCUCAUCUUGCAAAUUUUGAUACUUAUUUUCCCCUGGGUUUUAGUGUCCUUGCUCAGCAUGAUCUACAGUUCUUUGUUUUGCAAUCAACUGUGAAUGACUAAAUCGUCAUCGUGAGCUA